Cheilinus undulatus (humphead wrasse) is the source of this 1385-nucleotide messenger RNA. RefSeq names its product GTPase IMAP family member 9-like. The record is from RefSeq and is a predicted model, not a curated record. NCBI's taxonomy places the organism in Eukaryota, Metazoa, Chordata, Actinopteri, Labriformes, Labridae. Gene Ontology annotation, molecular function: GTP binding. The coding region runs from base 28 to 1116 and encodes 362 amino acids. The transcript has 2 exons.
UUCAGCUUCAACAUCUGACUCUUCAACAUGGAGGGAGAAAUUAACAUUGGCGGUAAAUCCUAUGACCAGAGUAUGGCUCCUGACUACCUGAACAAGACUGACCCGGGAAACAUCAUAACAAACAACGAGGAGCUGAGAAUCGUCCUCGUGGGAAAGACCGGCACUGGCAAGAGCACAACUGGAAACACCAUUCUGGGGAAAAAGGUUUUUGAAUCAAAGAUCAGCGCCGAGUCGAUGACCGUGGACUGCUCUAAGGGCAGAGGGACGGUGGAUGGACAGAAAGUAGCUGUCAUUGAUACUCCAGGUUUGUUUGACACCAGAUUCGUCCUGAAAAAGACGGCCAAAGAAAUGGGCAAAUCCAUCAUUUUCGCUGCUCCUGGACCCCACGUGUUUGCUGUGGUCAUCAGGCUGGGCAGAUUCACAAAAGAGGAGAAGGAGGCGGUGCAAAGGAUUCAACAAAUCUUCGGUCAGGCAGCUGACAAAUACAGCAUGGUUAUCUUCACUGGUGGAGACGAUUUGGAGAUGGAAGAGACCACGAUUGAGGGGUUUCUGGAAGGAAGUCAAGACCUGCAGGAGCUGGUGAAACGAUGUCACGGUCAGUACCACGUCAUCAAUAACAGAAACAAAACAGAUCGAUCCCAGGUCAGCCAGCUAAUCCUGAAAAUCAGAAACAUGGUGGCCAUGAACGGAGGAAGCCACUACACCAACAACAUGUUCCAGGAGGCCGAGAGGGCACUGGAAGCGGAGAAACAACGCAUCCUGAAGCAGAAACAAGAGCAAAUCCGCAGAGCUAAAGAAGAAAUGGAUAGGCAAAUACAGAAAAAAUAUGAAGAAGAGAUGAAGAGGUUCAAGGAGCAAAUCCAGGCCCAAAAAGAUAGGGAAAUGAGGGCGUUAGAGGAGGAGAGGAAGAGGGAGAGGGAGGCGAUGAAUGAGGAGAGGCGGAAGGAGAGAGAGAGGAGAGAAGAACAGAGUAAGAGAGAGAAGGAGGGAAUGAAGAGACAGAUAAGGGAAUUACAGCAGCAAAAGCAACAAGCUCUGGAGGAGGGGAGGAAGAGAAUUCAGGAGGAGUAUGAGGAGAAGGCCAGAGAGGCAGCAGAGACAGGCUGCUGCGGCUAGCUGUAGGCAGAAAAGUCACUGUCAUUGGUUCAGUCUUUACAGAUCUUUAUCUUUGCUUUGGUUUAGUUCCUGGAUAGAAGAAGGCAUUUCCAUUUGAAACUUUCUUGUUCUCACUUAACCAUUGAUAACAGCAGUCCAACGGCACUCCCUCACCUUCAGGGUGGAUGAGUCCUGACACUGGAUGGCAGUAGAUUAGAAAACAGCUAUAGCCACACUAGUAAACCCUACUGUGUUGUUUUCUUGCACUCAUAAAUAGCUAAUAAAGCUUC